This is a messenger RNA of Mycotypha africana, 1878 nucleotides long. RefSeq lists its product as uncharacterized. Lineage: Eukaryota; Fungi; Mucoromycota; Mucoromycetes; Mucorales; Mycotyphaceae. Bases 1 to 1878 code for a protein of 625 amino acids. The record is from RefSeq and is a predicted model, not a curated record. Gene Ontology annotation, cellular component: cytosol; nucleus. The transcript has 6 exons. Gene Ontology annotation, molecular function: cysteine-type endopeptidase activity; cysteine-type deubiquitinase activity. Gene Ontology annotation, biological process: protein deubiquitination.
AUGUCCAUUGAGAAGAAUCUCGAUCAGAUUCACAUACCAACACUUUGCUUUGGUGACAUCACUCGAGACGAAAUUAACGAUGUACUCAAGAUUGCCGGUGUUUCGUUGUAUCCUCCGGUUAAGACACCGUUUGUAACUGGUAUCGAACAACAAAAAGCGCCGGUUGUCAUUCAAUCCCCUAAACCAGUUGUUCAAAAGGAAGUUAAUCCUACAGUUAAUAAAUCCGAAACCACGAAUUACACCAUUAUUGCGAAAGAUAAGAAGGAGCAAAUUCAAGCGGCUCAACAGCACCAGCAAAAGCUUACACCCACUAAGAAAGAGAAGAAACAACAACAACAACAACAACAACAACAUUCGAAAUAUCAGCCAUUAUCAACUGCAAUUGCUACCACUACUACUCAUAAUGCUACGGCUACAAACGCAGCUACUGCGCCAGCUACACCUAUUGAAAAUGGAAUGUUGUCUCCCGCAGUAACAACACCUGUUAUUAGCAAUACUGAACCAGCAUCACCACAACCAAAAAUUACCAAAGCACCUGUUUCUAGUUGGGCGGCUUUAUUGAAAAAACCUGAACCUGUUAAGAGACCGGCUGGGGCAUCAGCAUCAUCGACAGCACAGCAAUCACAGCCUACUGCUGUCAAUGGUACUGCCGCUAAUGGUAAAGUGCAAAUAUCGAAAAAGCCUACUACCCCUACACCAACAAUCUCGACUAGAUUUACUGGUCUUGCAGAUAUGAUUAGCAAAUAUGAACCGAAUUAUACUGCACCUUUGAUACAGCCUCGAGGAUUGAUCAACAAUGUCAAUACUUGCUUUAUGAAUGUCAUCCUUCAACCAUUAUUGCAUUGUGCGCCAUUUUAUAAUCUCAUAAAAACAAUUAGUAGUCAAGUGGUGCACAGUUUCAAAAGCAAAACUCUUUUGUUGGAUUCAAUUAUCGAGUUUAUCAAUGAGUUCCCAAUUGAAAAACCAGAUGACCUGGAACCUUAUGGUGAACCUUUUGUACCUGAAUAUGUUUAUAAUGCGUUGAGGGAACAGCAAAAAUUCGAUACAUUGCGCGGCCGACAAGAAGAUUCUGAAGAAUUUCUAUGCUUUUUGUUGGAUGGUUUACAUGAGGAAAUGACAGCAGUUUUGAAAGAGCAAAACGAUAAAAGGGAGGCAGAGGCUGCUGCUGCCAAAGCAGCUGCCGGUAAUAAUGAUGAAUGGUUGGAAGUGGGUGCGAACAAUAAGACAAGCAACCUACGUCCAGCAGUGGGUUUUGAAGAAUCAUUCAUCACUAAAAUUUUCAGUGGAAAAGUAAGGUCGAUUUUAAGGUGUCCAGGUGCUAAAGAUUCCAUCAAUCUGGAGCCUUUCCAAUCCUUCCCGUUGGAUAUUCAACCUGAGAACGUCCAUUCUAUCGAAGAUGCCAUUGCCAUCCAAACUCUACCAGAGACGAUGCACGAUUAUACUUCGCCGAAAGGAUUAAAAGUAGACGCAACAAAGCAGGUGUAUUUAGAACAUUUGCCCCCGGUGCUUGUUUUACAUAUGAAACGGUUUGUAUUUGAUAACGUUGGAGGUGUACAAAAAUUAUGUAAAAGAGUAAAUUAUGGCUCUAAACUGGUCAUUGACCGUGAGUGGAUGGCACCCCCAUCUCGACCGGUAGAGCCUAUUACUUAUCAACUCAUUGGCUGCGUAUAUCAUCACGGUACUUCCGCUGGUGGAGGGCAUUAUACUUGUGACAUUCGAAGACGCAAUGGCGAAUGGCUUCAUAUAGAUGAUACAAAUAUCACUUCUGUCUCUGAGAAGGAUGUUUUGGUUAACGAAGAAGACAAUACCCACACAUCUGAAAGAUCAAAUGCUGACAAUCAAACAGCGUAUAUUUUGUUUUAUGUUAGAUCGUCAUAA